AUGGAACCAGACGCACUCGGCUGGAAUCUUGUACUUCAAUCUUGGAUAGCUGAUACUCCGCCUGUGAUAAACGCGUGGUUGAAAAACUUUCUGUACGAGUCGUUGUUUCAAAGAUUCUGCGACCCUAUAAUUCACUGGUCACAUCGCGAAGAUGUUCAGUAUCGCGACGUGAAAGUUGCCAAGGACAUGGACGAGUUGGACCUACGGGCGCAACUCGAGGUUGCCGAACAUUCCCAUUUUACGAAACGUGUGUUGUUUCGAACGAAACAACGACGAUAG
Messenger RNA from Heterotrigona itama, 279 nucleotides. Lineage: Eukaryota; Metazoa; Arthropoda; Insecta; Hymenoptera; Apidae. The record is from the annotation of a GenBank genome assembly.